AUGUCUAAGACGGCAAGGCCCAGUGGGCAGGGUAACAAGGCAGUGAAUAUGCUGGAGUGGCAAGAAGACUUCCUCAAACUAUGCAGCCCUGCCAGGGCGAGCUUAGCUUUCACCACAGGUCGUCAGCCAACCUAUAUGGAUCACGGAGCUGCCUUGCAAAAUUUUGCUAAGACGGUGGUGAAUCUAAGUAGUGGUUUACUCUUAGCUGAGCUUCCGAGUCCGAGAAGUCGGAAUAUCGGAUGUGUUGAGCUUCUUCUCAGCUUGGAAGACCUUGCUGCAAUAUGA
Necator americanus (New World hookworm) is the source of this 285-nucleotide messenger RNA. RefSeq lists its product as uncharacterized. Lineage: Eukaryota; Metazoa; Nematoda; Chromadorea; Rhabditida; Ancylostomatidae. The coding region runs from base 1 to 285 and encodes 94 amino acids. The record is from RefSeq and is a predicted model, not a curated record. The transcript has a single exon.